This is a messenger RNA of Fusarium tjaetaba, 978 nucleotides long. RefSeq lists its product as uncharacterized. NCBI's taxonomy places the organism in Eukaryota, Fungi, Ascomycota, Sordariomycetes, Hypocreales, Nectriaceae. The transcript is spliced from 2 exons. The coding region runs from base 1 to 978 and encodes 325 amino acids. The record is from RefSeq and is a predicted model, not a curated record.
AUGUCCGAAGAAACCCCCCAAGCCAAUAAUCCUUCGGAGAACUUCGCAACAGGCAAUGCGCCUCUGGCCCUUGAUUCGAAUGCAGCCAUGGGUAUGGCUGCGUAUGAGCCAAGGUCCGAACCUCCGAGCGAGCCAAACCAUUUCCCACCAGAGUUUGCGGCCGAAGAUACACCCCAAUUCUUCCAUCAGGACGUGCCCGAGAAUGUGCAUGUGAAUGAUCAUUAUGGACCUGAUAACGGCAAAUCUUGGGAACGCAUUCCUCGGGAGCAAGUGUGUGGCUACAACAUACCCCCGGAAGAUGAGCUAGGAAGCCACACUGGAAGUAGAGUUCGUUUUGAUGAGAACUUGCCUAGCAGACGCUCAAGAGAGAACGAGUCCCGGAGAAUGGGCUCGCACGGAGGAGGCAGUCAUCGAGGACAAUCUCACAGAGAGGAGCCUCACGGAAGGGAGCCUCGUAGAACGGACGAUCGCGACAAGAAAUAUCACAAGAAGGAAUCUCACCGCUCAAAAACAUCCGAAUCUCACAGAUCGUCGUCUCACAAGAAGGACUCACACAGAUCAGAGUCACGAAGGUCGGACUGUCAGAAGGGGGACUCACACAAGUCAUCAAAGAAGGAGGACUCUCACAAGAAAAAGACGAUAGACGCUACGCCCAAACGCUUCCCCCAUUUAUUUGACAUUCCCGCCUUCGUCGCACACGGCAAGGCUAUUGAAGAAAUCACGAAGAAACUCCAUACAGUCAAGUUCAAGAAGGAAAAGCUGAAGAAAGACAAGGAGUAUAUCCAGAAGGAGAUUGAGGAAUUAGAAAAGGGUGAGGGAAAUGACGAGGGAAGAGAUAUUGGAGAGGACAUCGCAGAACUUCGAAAAGAGCUGCAAAAGCUUGACGACAAGAAACAGAAAUUGAAGCUUAAGAAGGAGAAACUCAAAGAAGAAAAGAGGAAGCAUCAGAAGUCAAUGACCAGGCUACAACAGAGAUAG